Molecule: messenger RNA, 5310 nt
Organism: Fukomys damarensis (Damara mole-rat)
Lineage: Eukaryota; Metazoa; Chordata; Mammalia; Rodentia; Bathyergidae
Gene: Mat1a
Product: methionine adenosyltransferase 1A
Exons: 10
Coding region: 614-1804 (396 amino acids)
Biological process (GO): S-adenosylmethionine biosynthetic process
Cellular component (GO): cytosol
Molecular function (GO): methionine adenosyltransferase activity; ATP binding
Source: RefSeq, a predicted model, not a curated record
UGUAACAUCGCGGCUGGUCCAGAGAACAGGUGUGCAGUGCUGCGAGGCCUGAGGAGGUAGAGGGGCCAGCCCACUCUGGAGAAUGGAAGGAGGAGGAGGGGUGCUUAACAACACAGCUUCUCAGUGUUGCAAUCUUAGCCUGAACCAUGUGCUACCCACUGGGAGAGAAUUUCUUGCUGCCUGUUUGUACCUCUGCGUAAUCCCAGACCCUCUGCGUAAUCCCAGACCCUCUGCCUUCCAAAGUGAGAUGAAAGCCCUGGAAAAAUACCUAGAUUAGCUGGAGUGCUGCAGGGAAAACUGAGCCAAGCUUCUGCAGUUCUCGGCAGCCUUCUUCGCCUUCCUGGGCCAGGUCCUUUGAGCUUGGGGCAUCAGAUCUGAGGACUGAAAUUCCUCAAGGAGUCACUCAGGAGCCAGCUCUGACCAGCGGAGUGACACAUCCUCCUCCAUCGGCACCUUUCCCUCUCAUCCAUCCUCACCUUGAUCUCACGUGCUUCCAGGCAGUGAAGCAGAAGCUGUCUGUGGCUCUGACAGACACAAGCUUGUUGGGCUGGUAGAAAAAAAACUCCGGUGAAGCUGCAGCACUGAAAUUGUUUCCUUGGAGAAGUGUGAAACGAUGAAUGGGCCUGUGGAUGGCUUGUGUGACCAUUCUCUAAAUGAGGAAGGAGCCUUCAUGUUCACAUCAGAGUCUGUAGGAGAGGGACAUCCGGAUAAGAUCUGCGACCAGAUCAGUGAUGCAGUUCUAGAUGCUCACCUCAAGCAAGACCCCAAUGCCAAGGUAGCCUGUGAGACGGUGUGCAAGACAGGCAUGGUGCUGCUGUGCGGGGAGAUCACCUCCAUGGCCAUGGUGGAUUACCAGCGUGUGGUGCGGGACACCAUCAAACACAUUGGUUAUGAUGACUCUGCCAAGGGCUUCGACUUCAAGACCUGCAAUGUACUGGUAGCUUUGGAACAGCAGUCCCCGGAUAUUGCCCAGUGUGUCCAUCUAGACAGAAAUGAAGAGGAUGUUGGUGCUGGAGACCAGGGCUUGAUGUUCGGCUAUGCCACCGACGAGACGGAAGAGUGCAUGCCUCUCACCAUCGUCCUUGCACACAAACUCAACAACCGCAUGGCCGAGCUGCGGCGCACUGGCACCCUCCCCUGGCUGAGGCCAGACUCCAAGACCCAGGUGACAGUUCAAUACACACAGAAAAAUGGCGCAGUGAUUCCUGUGCGCGUCCACACCAUCGUCAUCUCCGUGCAGCACAACGAGGACAUCUUGCUGGAGGACAUGCGCAUGGCUCUGAAGGAGCAGGUGAUCAGGGCCGUGGUGCCUGCCAAGUAUCUGGAUGAAGACACCAUUUACCACCUGCAACCCAGUGGCCGCUUUGUCAUCGGCGGUCCCCAGGGGGAUGCAGGUGUCACUGGUCGCAAGAUCAUUGUGGACACCUAUGGAGGCUGGGGGGCUCAUGGUGGUGGGGCCUUCUCUGGAAAGGACUACACCAAGGUGGACCGCUCAGCAGCCUAUGCUGCCCGCUGGGUGGCUAAGUCCCUGGUGAAAGCGGGGCUCUGCCGGAGAGUGCUUGUGCAGGUGUCCUAUGCCAUUGGCGUGGCAGAGCCACUCUCCAUUUCCAUCUUCACCUAUGGAACCUCAGAGAGGACAGAGCGGGAGCUGCUGGAGGUGGUGAACAAGAACUUUGACCUCCGGCCAGGUGUCAUUGUCAGGGAUUUGGACUUGAAGAGGCCGAUUUACCAGAAGACAGCAUGCUAUGGCCAUUUUGGACGGAAGGAGUUCCCAUGGGAAGUGCCCAAGAAGCUUGUGUUUUAAAGCUGGCAGGAGUGGGCCUAGCUUUGCCCUGCACGCGCUGCUCCAAGAUCCCAGACGCCCAGAUCUCCCAGCCUUUCCUGACAUCAUGCUCCCCCACCCUGGCCCACAGCCCCCUCUUUUUGCCCCAUCCCCGUAUCACCACAGAUGUUGGAGAGCAGGUAGCUUCUGGGUGUUGGUAUCAGGAUCCCUGUGAGCAAAGUCACAACAUUCCCCUGCCUGUCCGUGGAGCAGGGUAAUGUUGAUUGAGUGGAAGGGUCACCCUCAUCAAGAGAAAAAUCUUUUCCCUCACCCCCUCCCACAGGUCAACCCUGACCAGCUCCUCUUCCCUCUCUGGACAGAUCUCAAGGCUCCUGUGGGGCAGGCAUGCCAGGUCUCCCCUUUUUACAUGUGGCCAGCACCCUGAACCAGGGCCUGGGCUAAGCCCGCUCAGCCUGGGCAUCUGAUGUCUCGUGAGCGACUGCAGUGUGCAAGGGACCAAGCCAAUGACAGAUCUCAUGUUUUCUUCCUUCCAACAUUAUGAAGUGUCACUUUUUGUUAUUCCCAUUACCAAUGAGGGAAACCGGGGCACAGAGACUCUAGGUAGCUUUUUCAGGGUCCCACAGCUAUACAUGUCAGGGCAAGAGGUGGGCCUGAGCUAUGCCAGAGCAGAUUGGAACAAGGCUGUGAACAAUGGCCUAGGGCCUGAGCCUGGGAGUCCUCGAAGUCAGGCAGUGAUACCAUUGCUCUUGGAAAAGCCCGGAUGAUGCUCUGUAUGACAUUUGUCAGAGUUGGGAUGGAACCAAGAGCUUUCAUUACCUCACUUGUCCUGGAAGAGAGUCCAGGGCAGGGUGGGCAGUGUAGCCCAUCAGGCUGGGCUAGAGUUUGGGAUUAUAAUCCCAGCUUGCUGACCUUUCAGAGACAUGAGAGUUUGGAAUUUUGGACCUCUGGGGCAUGUGGUAUAAGCCACAUCAGUGUCUCCAGGGGUCUCCUGGAGCAGGGGUAGUAGCUUGUUCCAGAGCAGUGCAGCCUUUGGGUGAAAUAUGGGACCCUGUGACCUUCGCGUCCUUCCCUUCUCUGGCCCCUUGUGCCCUCUAGGGUGUGAGUGUUAUCUGUAAGUUGGGGCUCCUCUGAUCCCCCUUCCAGAGAGGCGAGUCCCAAGGCCUGGGUGCCUCAUGUUAAUAGUGCCCAGGUGCAGGGCUGCCUCUUGGUGGUGAACAGGGUGCCUGAUGAGCGAUGACUUUCUGCCUUUGUCAGUUGGCUUCGGGUGGACACAUCUGCUCCCAAAGGGCCUGAGGGGUCCUUAGCCCACCAUCGUCUUGGAAACCUCAAACUCUUCUGCCUUUUCAUCCGUGGCUGGUGCCACUUGCCCCAUCUGUCCUCAGCCUGAGCCUUGAACAGCAGAUCUUGGCCCCAUUGCUAACAGCCAGGGAGACAGGCUCAGAAAGGGCUCUCAGGGCCAGGGAUUUAGCUCAGUGGUGCUGCUGCCUGCCUCACAAGAUCCCCAGUACCCCCCACAAAGGAAGGGCCCUCCUUGGCCCCAGGGGAUCCCCAGGAAAUGGCUUCUUCUCAGGAUACACAGCACUGGUCUUGGCUGCAAGUCUCUGCCUGGCAGCCUCAUGUAGGAGAAAACACUGAUCUGGGUCUUGGCUUGAAGCACAAAGACCCUGUCUUUCCCUUCCAUUAGGACAAAGAAACUCCUUGGGGAAAAGCCAAGCCCCAGCUACCAUCAUAUGCUGGAGCUUCCUCGUGACUUAGAAGCUCUGGUGUUUCUCAGGGACCCUGGUUGUAUAGGGCCUCAGGGUCCCUGCAGCACAGGGAGUGGGGGGAGGGCCUCACAGGUGUCUGAGUUCCUCCAACCAGGGCUGUUUUUGAAGUAGAGAUCUUCUGCCCCCUGGAGAAGAGAGACCUUUUGGCCUACACUGUUUAUAUGAAUCUAAUGUCUACUACUAGUUUCUUCUAGGAUAGUGAAUAAAAAACCAAAAAGCAACUACCCUAUUUUAGCUUUUAUUUGCACACCCCCAGAAAUGCAAUCCCAACUCCCCCAUCCCCAGCAAAGGUGGGUCCUCUCCUCAGGGUUACCCUAAACCAGCCUAUGGGGGACCCUCUCCCCACAGCUCCUGUGUUAAGUCACUGCAUCGCUGUAUUUGCUCCUCACCAUGUCCCUCUGAGGCGGGGCCUGAGGACCCAGGAUGUUUAGGAAUAUGAAGGGGCUCUGGGCUGGUCAGGGGUUCCUUGGUCUCAGGGUGCCCUCAAUCACAUGCACAGCUGCCCUACUUCUUGUCUCUGUCCCAUCCUUCUGCCCCUCUGCAUGUCACCUACAACGAGGCUGGCACAAGUGGACUGAGGCCACAUUUUCUCAUUCUUUGGAUAAUAACUGACAGGAGUAACUGAGUGAAGGGUGUGUCUACACCUUUAAGUGGGUGCACAAUUCCUCUUCCUGCUUUUCCCCAUUUUCAGCUGUGAGGGGAGUAGCCAGGUGAUUGUUCAUUAGCAGCAGGUGUCCACAGGAGCCCUGAGCACAGCACCAGCAGGUGGGGAGGUGGGGCCUGUGCAGCAGCCCACACUGGGGACAGGAGGGAUUCUGGGGCAUGCACCCUGAAGGCUGAGCACAGGUCUGUGCGGCUUCACCUUCUUAAGAUGAGGAUCUGACCAGAGUGUCAGGAAGGGCAAAGGUGCAGCAGAGACCAGAACCCUGGCCAAGGGGAGGGGAGAGACUCUGCCCAGAGGAGCCACUCCAUGGGCAGGCGAUGAAACAUCACACAUUACAGAAUGUGGUGCACAGGCUGCAGGAACAUAUACGGUAUGGACAAAAAGACCCUUAUGAAGUGUAUGGGAGAACCUGCCUGUACCAUGGCUUAGUGGGCAGAAAUGGUGAAAUAAUUUCUGAAGGCAAGGAAAGGAAUCAACUUCUGGGCCAGUGUCACACUGUCAGGGCAAUGUGGGAGUCACAACGGAGCUUGGGAGAGCGGCUGAGGGAGGAGGGGGACCUUAGGGGUGGGAGUCCUUAGAAGCCAAUUAAAGAUAGCAUUUCUAGGAUCAACUAUGAGAAAUGAUAGUAUAAGGAGAUCUGUGACCUGGGAAGGUCCAGUGAAUUCAGCCACAUAUUUUGCUGGUAAUGUGGGAAAUGGCUUAGUUCAGUCAUGAUCCUUUAGUAUAUCUAGUCCAUUUGAAGUGCAAUUCAAAGUGCAUGACUGCAGGGUCAUCUCCUGCAUGUCUGCCCAGUGCCCAUCUCCCUGCCCCCACUCUGGGACCAGCUCGCCUCUGCUCUGCCACACUCCAGACUCCCUGGCUUCUCCAAAUAGACCAAGCUCCCUCCUGCCACAGGACCUUUGCACAUAUCAUUCUAUCAUGGAUGCUCUACUUGUUUUGUGAAUUUCAGAUGAGAUUUCUGGGUCUGUAAAAAUUCCCCUUUUGGACAUCCUCUCUUCUCUACACUUCCAUUUUUAGUGACUGAUUUCCUCAUUUUACCCCCUUGGGGUCUACCUCCCUCACUGAAUCCCUUCCUCACUCACCCACCCAUCCAGUCU